UGUCAGUGUUCUGCGUAGGAGUGGCCUCUCGCCGAGGUUCGGCUUCACUCUCGCUUGUCGGGCGACGCUAACGAGGUUUGCGCAGCGGGACGAGAAGACGAAGGUGAACGGUCACGAUGAGACCAACGUCAGCCUGGACGACGCUGGUCCUCUUGGUUGUUAUUCAGGGGACAGCCAGAACAUGCACAGUGAGGAAACUGGGCAGCAGCACAGGCCGUUUUGCCAACGCCACAUUGGUACGACUCUCCGAGUUUUUGAGUGCUGGCUACAAGAAAGGGGUGCGACCCGUGAAAGACUGGCGGACCUCCACCCUGGUGGCCAUCGACCUGAUGGUUUACUCCAUCCUCAACGUGGAUGAGAAGAACCAGGUCUUGACAACGUAUGUGUGGUACAGACAGUCAUGGACGGAUGAAUUCCUGGUCUGGAAUCCCGAAGACUUUGACGAGGUCAAACAAAUUUCUCUACCGACCGCCAACGUUUGGGUGCCGGAUAUCCUCAUCAAUGAGUUCGUUGACGUGGGGAAGUCUCCUGACAUACCGUACGUCUAUGUGACCCACGACGGACUGGUGCGCAACUACAAACCAAUCCAAGUGGUCACCGCCUGCACGCUCAACAUCUACAAUUUCCCAUUCGAUGUCCAGAAAUGCAGCCUGACCUUCCAGAGCUGGCUCCAUACAAUUGAUGACAUCAACAUCACGUUGAUGCGCAGUCCCGAGGAGCUGAGGGAGGACAAGAGCGUCUUCAUGAACCAAGGAGAGUGGGAGCUGCUUCAUAUUCUGUCCAACUACAAAAUAUUCAGCGUGGACGACGACGACUACUAUGCCGAGAUGAAGUUCCAUGUGGUUAUCCGUCGGCGGCCGCUUUUCUACACGGUCAACCUGUUGCUGCCCAGCAUUUUCCUCAUGGUGAUGGACAUCGUAGGCUUCUAUCUGCCACCCGACAGCGGCGAGAGAGUUUCUUUCAAGAUCACUUUACUGCUGGGAUACUCCGUCUUCCUCAUCAUUGUGUCCGACACUCUGCCCGCCACCGCCAUUGGAACGCCACUCAUCGGCGUAUAUUUCGUCGUUUGCAUGGCCUUGUUGGUGAUCAGCCUGACGGAAACGGUGUUGAUCGUACGUCUGGUCCACAAGCAGGACCUGCAGCCCCCUGUGCCUCACUGGCUGAGGUACCUGAUUCUGGAGAGAGCGCCGGCCCUCUUCUGCAUCCACAAGAAGCACCGGUUGUGCUCCAGAUUCUCCUCGCAGACCUCAGAUAUGGCUGACUACAAGGACGACAACAACUAUGGGACUGUCCAAUGUCCGCUCCAUCACACCUGUGAGAUCGGCCGGCAGCGCGAAAGGGAGGCCACCCUGCUGGGACGGGGCCUGCCCCUGCCGAGGGACCCGUCGCCACCCGUCGUGAGCAACAUCCUGCAGGAGGUGACGGCGAUACGCAGCUUCCUGGAGAAGCGGGACCGCUGCAACGAGGUGGCCAAGGAGUGGCUGCAGGUGGGAUACGUUCUGGACGUGCUGCUCUUCAGGGUCUACUUGGUGGCCGUGGUGGCUUACAGCAUUACGCUGGGCACGCUGUGGUCCGUGUGGCAGGUGGCCUGAGGCCCGGACGUCAUUUUGGUAGCUCUUUGGGAAGCGGAGAAUUACACAGCAGGUUGUUGAAGUUUGAAAACACUUGCACGGUAACCCCAACGGGUAGUGAGGCCACGUGAUUAGUACCUUUGUUCAGCCAAAUGGGUUGAGCUAAAAUAAAGCUGAAGCGUACUUCAGAUUUAGCGAGUCCCAUGAAGGUUGUGCCAUGCUUUCGUCCAUUGUGGGAUGUACACAAAGAUAAGGCCUCAUAGUUUUCACAAUAUACCGAUUGUUAUGAGUUGCUUCAUAGGAAAUUAUAAAGGAGAAUAGCGACAGUAACAGAAAAAAAAUACAUUUUUUUUUUAGCUACAGCAGUGUUCCGGGGUCAAUUUGAAGCGUUGGAAAAUGGGGAAAAAAAACAAUCCAUCUUACAUGGUUAAUAACAUGCCUUUGCUAAACCAUGUCAUUGCAAAUAUGUGAUAUGACAUCCACAGUGCACUAUAUAUUCACAAUUAUAAUUUGUGGAUUUGUUUCGCUCCUGCUCAAACUAUAAUAACACAAAAUAUAACAGUAAUAAAAAACGUAUGCUGUAUUUGAUGAUGUGAUUUUACGCCGAAUGCAUUUAACCACGUCAUAAAAUCGAAAUCUAUGUUCCAGCAUACAUCCUUAUUAUGUCUAAACCGGCACAUUACCAGUGCCGAUAUUACUGCGUGAUGAAUUCAAUGCUCUUAUCAUGUAAAUGCUGAAAAUGCUGUAGUUCUAACAUCCAGCCAUAGAGAGGCGCUGUUCACUACUACAUCGAAGCUCUUCAAAAGCGAACGAGAGACCAAGCUGACUGGAUUCCGGAUCUUGGACCGCAUGGAUUUCAGAAUGCUGGAAAUUAUUUUGUCUAAAUGACUUUUAAAUGAAUUAAAUCCAUUUCACUCUGCAGUCAUUACACAAGUGACAACACGGAACGUGUUAUUUCUACAUGAAAAUGCACACAAACCUAAGAGACAUGACUGCGCACUUAAAUUAUUUCAUAAGCACAAGAUAGGACACAUAUUUGUGUUCACGAAGGAACAAAUCCGUUUCAACUCACUCGCUUAGAGGCGCACAGCUGUUCGUGUGACUUCUCCCUUGUUCCC
Molecule: messenger RNA, 2689 nt
Organism: Hippocampus zosterae (dwarf seahorse)
Lineage: Eukaryota; Metazoa; Chordata; Actinopteri; Syngnathiformes; Syngnathidae
Product: 5-hydroxytryptamine receptor 3A-like
Exons: 9
Coding region: 117-1592 (491 amino acids)
Biological process (GO): nervous system process; chemical synaptic transmission; monoatomic ion transmembrane transport
Cellular component (GO): postsynaptic membrane; synapse; neuron projection
Molecular function (GO): extracellular ligand-gated monoatomic ion channel activity; transmembrane signaling receptor activity; neurotransmitter receptor activity
Source: RefSeq, a predicted model, not a curated record